Molecule: messenger RNA, 4720 nt
Organism: Amblyraja radiata (thorny skate)
Lineage: Eukaryota; Metazoa; Chordata; Chondrichthyes; Rajiformes; Rajidae
Gene: fbxl6
Product: F-box and leucine-rich repeat protein 6
Exons: 10
Coding region: 172-1899 (575 amino acids)
Cellular component (GO): SCF ubiquitin ligase complex
Molecular function (GO): protein binding
Source: RefSeq, a predicted model, not a curated record
UAGCAGGUUAGUGUGAGAGGCGGCGAGCGGCGGCCGGUAAAAUGGCGGCGGCGGCGAGGGCGGCCGAGGAUGCGAACUGAUGACACUGACGUUCCUCUUUGCGCUUUGCUGUUGGAUAAGGACUUGUCCGGCCAAAGAAUUUCAUGAGGAGGACUGAGAGGGGACGUCGUGAUGGAAGGCUCUUCAUCUCCCAACACCUCUAGGCAGCCGUCUCGCAAACGAGAAGGGAGUGUGGAAAGCCAGGGGCGGUCGCGUGUCCGGGUGAACUCCAAGCCGGUGAAGAAGGCGCGGCGGGUGGCACAAUGGAACACCAAGGACUACACGGUCCACGACACUGACAAUGACAUGCUCCUGAUCAUUUCCAACGAUAGUGAGGUGCAGAGGAAGGCCAGGACCAGAAAACCAUGGGCCAAGAAAAGCAACCACAAGUCCAAUAAGAAGCAUAGUCCAAAUGGUACCAAGCUAUCCCCAGUUGGCACGAGGGCGGCUGGUUCUGACCUGGACUGCUCUGAAGACCAGCGGAAGCUAAUGAACUCUGAACGGAAGGUCGUGAAGGAAGAGGACUUGGACCGAUGGGGUCAGCAGCUUCCAGUUGAAGUCUUGGUUCAUAUUUUCCAUUACGUGGUGUCGUCAAAUGGUGCUGUCCCGUUUCUCUGCAGAAUGGCUCGAGUGUGUCGCCUGUGGAACGGAGCUGCUGAGAACGGCAAACUCUGGCGCAGGGUCACCAUCUCCCAUUGCUGGGUCAAUCCUGCAAAGAAACUCCAGCCUCCGGUUCAGAGAAAAAUCCAAAACACCUUAAACUGGCUGACGGACAACAGGUUUUCACAGCUCCAAGAGUUCUCCAUCUGUCACUGGAGCAAUCUAGUGAGCUACACCAUGAAGGUCAUCACUAAGUCCUGUCCUCAAUUAGUCUCCUUGCGACUGACCAACUGCAAUGGCGUGACAUCCGAUGUCUUUGAGUCGUUGGCCAUGCAUUCCCGGAAGCUGGAGAGUUUAAAUCUACAGCAUUCAGUGGUCGAUGUAGCAGCUGUUGUUGGUUUCCUUGAGACAGCGGGUUCGAACCUCAAACAGCUUUGUGUGACGUAUAACAGCCGUCUCCACAACAUCUUCAAUGCCAUCGUGGCUGGCUACUGUACUGAACUUCGGCUACUGGAGGUCAACACUGAAAUCAAGCAGACCAACCCCUACUUCCAGUUCUGUAUUGAGAUGCUGCAGGCAGGCUGCCCCAAACUGCAGGUGCUGCGACUGCUGAAUCUGACCUGGUUCCCGAAGGCUUGCACCAUGAUCGUCUCGCCCGAAGUCGGAUUCUCGGAGCUGGAGGAGUUGUGCCUGGCCACUUCCUCCUUCUCACUGGUCACGGACGAAGUUCUGGUGAAACUGCUCCACCUGUCCUCCAGGCUGCGCACUUUGGACCUGAGGGGCUGUUACCGGAUCACAUCAGCGGGGUUACAGCUCCUGCCCUGUCAAGAUCUUGUGCGGUUGUUCCUGGGCCUUUACUGCAGCACCACCACGCUGCUGUUGGCCAAGCAGGGUUCUGAGCAGAUGGCACUGAAGUGGAAACACUCGUUGGAAGAGCUGGAUCUCACUGGUCAGUGCUACAAAGAGAAGGACCUUGAGUUGGCCAUGGGAAUCCUGGCGGGGCCUGAGGGGAAUUUCGUCUUACGCUCUCUCAACCUGGCUGGGACCAAGGUCACCCUGGAUGCAAUCAGGGUGGUAGUAAGCAGCAGCCCUGCCCUCAGCUACCUGAACUUGACGUCCUGCCGCUGCCUGCCCCGCGGGCUGAAGAGGAUCUACCGGGGCCGAGAUGAAAUCUCCCAGUUUGUCAACUGCUUACUGAGCGGCGGAGGAGGACAGCAGCUCACUGGCGAUCGGCGGCCGCAGGGGAAGUGCGUCAAGUAAGAAUCCCGCUCGCAUGAGACCAACGACGGCUAGAGUCGACGGGUAGUGUGUCAGCCUCACCUCCACAAACAAAUCCCAUGUGUCCAACUCGUUCCGUAAAGUUCAGAGCACAAUCGAUAAAUAAAGCAAAAACCGUAUCAACUGCACUGCAGGCCAAGCUCCGUGUUCUAGGUUGACCUCAGAGGUACUCUGUGCAGGUCAAAGCUGAUUUGGACUGCAGUCAAUGGAAUUUAGUGUUCCGGUCACCAAUCGUCCUGAGGUUUACCCCAUCACCUUCAAAAGAACAUGGAUCGCCAGCCGACAUCUGUGGCAGGCUGGAGCACGGGACCAGCCUGCAGUAUAAGGUGUCUUGUGCGGAGGCUGGGGACAUAUUGCAAGGUGGCCACAGCCAUUAGAGGACGCCUAGGGCAGGCCAUGAUCUGGUCUGAGCUGUUGACGGGCUUCCCUGAGACAACCUGAGUGCAUUGGCUGGUGGAGUGAAAGUGAUAGAUGUUCUUAGACCAGGAAUUGUCUCUGAAUGUAAACAAAGUCCCAUCUGUGGAGGUGUGCAUUGUUAUGGUGUGUUUUCAAAGGGCUUGCUCUGGGCACUCAUCCCGAGUUUAGUGCCUUAAGCGUCUUCCACUUUAGUGGUGCACAGUAGUGCAGUCGGGAGAACUGCUGCCUCACUGCGCCGGAGACCCAGGUUUGGUCCUGUGCUCGGGUGAUGUUAGUUGUGGAGUCUGCUCGUUCUCUCCGGAUUUUCAUCCGGGUGCCCCAGUUAUAUCCCUGAUCCCAAAGACGUGCAGGUCUGAGUUAAUUGGCCCUCUGUAAAUUUCCUACGUGUGUAGGGAGUGGAUGCACAAGAGGGAUAAUGUGGAACGAGUGUCAAAAGGCCGAUGGAUGGUUGGCAUGGAUUUGGUGGACCGAAGGGCCUGUUUCCAUACUUUAUCAUAUUCAAUUGAUUCAUUUUCUGUACAUUUCUCCUAGCUGUGCACCGUACAACAUUAUCUCCACUGUCCAAGGUGCAGAAAGAGUCUUAGUUUUAUUUCCUUGUGAGGAACUUUGGACAUUCCCUUUUUCUGUUCACUUUCACUGUUGCCUUUUUACGUGGUGUGUGUGGUGCCACAGGUAGUGUGGUUUUAUAUUUCCUGGUGCUCUGGAUCAUCUGCUUGGACAGUGAUUGGGAACCUGGACACGAGGGGAAUUGAGAGGCAGUGGUUCUAAAUCAAACUUGCCCUUAUUGUUGACUUAAUCAACCGAUGGAUGGAAAAUCACGUUAUUUAGAGUGUCGCUGAUGGGAGACAUUGGCUCCAUUUCUCUCGCCACCGAGGCAGCUGGCUGCUUCCUCCGGCAUUUGCUGAUUGGAUGCUGCGUUGUAUCCAUGACUAAUUUUGCCUGACGCCCAGUGGAAAGCAGAGGAAUAACGGCAUCUGCAGGACUCCUCUGAUUUCAGGAGCUCUUCAUUCAGUCAGUGUUUGGUGGGAGGUUCUCUCAACAGACAUUCAGAGGAUGCAAGGCCUGGCCAGGUCUCCAAAGCAGAUUUUAAAAUCAUUGUACCUGGAUGUGUACCAGCGAGUAGUUGACAUUGCGUACAACAACCCCCCACCUGAUAUUCCCAUGACAUGUUUCAGAUUUUGAUCAGCUGGGUGCAUGAAAUGUUUCCUUGUACAAGCUGUCAGGGGCCACUUACUUUUUGACGCGGGGCUAUUGCUACCGGUAACAGAGUAAAGAUGGUCUUCUACUUGCCUUGCUUUUUUCUGUCGGUGCACUCUGAGUGAUUGUAAAGUUACUGGUGGAGGGGGUAGCUGAGGCAAGACCAUGACACCCAGACCCUGCUCGCUGGUCUGUCCACGGGUAGGGGAACAGGCAGCGCUGCAGUCUCUUCACCUCUUCCCUCCCCUGAGGGGGGAGUCCCAGAUCACGGUGCUGUUCAACUUCUAUACCCCAGGUUCCAACAGCAAUACAUUGUGUCACUGGUCUCAUUCGGAGACCACUUUAAUUAGGAACGUGCAAAGUGCUGCAGUAAGUCAACUGGCCCGGCCGCAUCUCUGGAAAACAUGGAUAUGUGACAUUUCAGGUUGGGAUCCUUCUUCAGUUUGAAGGGCCCGACCCGAAACAUCGUCUGUCGAUUCUCUCCAAAUAUGCUGCCUGACCCGCUGAAUUGUCCCUACUCAACAUUCCAGCACCUGCAGUUCCUUGUCUCAAUUAGAAGCUUAUUCCUUUCCUAUCGGUACAAAGUGAUGACUGCCUUUCCACAUUGAGAAUGGAUAAAACAUUGGUGACUUGUGAAUAUGUAAAUCAUGGUGCAUUAUAGAAAAUAUGGAUUUAUAAUUGUUAUGCUGUAAACUAUGGGGGCUAUUGCCAGCUUUCAAUCUCAGGAAAAGGUUGCUUUCUCAGCCGGAACCAAGCCUCAACCAACUGAGCAGCCUGGGUGCUGCAUUGGAUUCUCUGCAGUGAUUGCUGAGCUUAGCCAGGCCAGGCCCAACCUUGCAUUGAAGGCAGAGUGAGCCCAGCUGGAAAUCCUCCUGCUGCUGUACAGCAACCUGACCAGGGACACCCCCUGCAGUUCACUCACUGUUUUACAGUGCGAGUUAUCUUCCCAGCAAAGGGUCUUCCAUUUGGGGGAAUUAGUGGUGGGUGUUUUAGGGUGGAGGAGGGGACGGGCAGGAACAUUUGGGACUGUGUUGCAGCAGCUGAUAAACCAGUAACCGCUGCCUCUGCUAACUGGCAAAUGCUUCUAUUUUAUGAAAAUGUUUUUUUAUCUCCUAUCGAUUGUGAUUGUAGAAAUAAAUAACUGGGAUAAAAUAUUAAUAAUAAUAAUAAAAUAUUUGGAAAACCUAAA